Messenger RNA from Bacillus rossius redtenbacheri, 8427 nucleotides. RefSeq names its product protein sprint (gene spri). Gene Ontology annotation, biological process: vesicle-mediated transport; signal transduction. The record is from RefSeq and is a predicted model, not a curated record. Gene Ontology annotation, molecular function: small GTPase binding; guanyl-nucleotide exchange factor activity. NCBI's taxonomy places the organism in Eukaryota, Metazoa, Arthropoda, Insecta, Phasmatodea, Bacillidae. Bases 319 to 4884 code for a protein of 1521 amino acids. Gene Ontology annotation, cellular component: endocytic vesicle; cytosol. The transcript has 17 exons.
GGUUUAGUCGGCGCGCUGGAUGGCUUGCUUGUCAGGGAGAUGAUUUUUCCCCACCUCUCACUGUUCGCCCUAUCUCGGCGUGGAGGCUGAAGAGAAGGGGUCGACAACAACGCGGUCCCCCGGGGGAUAGGACGGUCAAGCUAACGGAGUCUCCUCGCGGAGGCGACGGUUUAUAUUUCAGUUUUGUUGGGUUGGCGCGCGCGCGUGUCACCGUGCAGGUUGGCGAGCCUGCGCGGGGCUGACGCUGCACUGUGUCCUCGGCAGUCGGUCGCGGGUGGAUGUGUGUCGGCGCCGCGCCCGCCAGCCGCCGCGGCGGCUAUGGGCAAGCGGAAGGGAGUGCUCGAGAAGCUGGUGGCCUUCAUGUGCAAGCUGAAGAACGGCCGCAAGGCGUCGCCGUCUUCCUCGGCGGAGAAGCAGUGCCUGGCGUCCCGCUGCUCGACGCCGAGGCUGGGCGUUGACCCGCACCCGGGGGCGGCGUCCUCCUCCGCCCCCCGGCCCUCGCCGAGGUUCGCGAAGAACCAGCUCGCGGGGGCGGGCAACCGCCGCCGAGCCGUCAGCCCGUGCGCCGCCCCCCGGCCGCUGCGCAGGCGCGCGUCGUCUCCGGCCCCCGACGCCGUGCCCUUGACCGGGGGCGCAGCCGCCCCCGCCGUCCGGCCGCGCGUGGCCCCCCGCCGCCCCCGAGCACCGCCCCCCGACACAAGGGGAGAUGCCUUCCUGGAGCCGUACCUGCAGGGCCUCGGGCCCGACCUGUCCCACCACCAGCAGCAGCAGCAGCAGCGCAACGUGAACGCCUUGGAUGCGAGCGGCAAGACGCCCGAGGACGGCAGCGUCGCCUCGUCUCCGCCGCCGCCGCCAGCCGCGCUCGCCGAGCUGUCCGCGCCCUUCCGCCUGCUCGAGCUGGACGGCAGCGCCGACAGCCUGGACCAGGAUGCCGAGUCCAGCCUGUCGUCGGGCACGAGCAGCGACGCCGACGAGAGCGCCGACGGCGACGCGCCGUGCGACAUCGGCCUGGUGGAGCGGCUCAUCAGGACGCACCCGGUGUGGUUCCUGCCGGGCAUCCAGCGGGCCGGCGCCUUCCACCUGCUGCAGGGCAAGGAGGAGGGGAACUUCGUGGUUCGCCAGUCGAGUCAGCCGGACACGAUGGCGAUAUCGGUGCGGCUGCCGGCGGGCAAGGGCCCCUACAUCGAGCACUACCUCAUCCAGGCGGUCGAUGGCCAGCUGAGCCUCGAGAGCUCCGACAAUCGCUUCGACAACAUUCCGCAACUGAUCGCCCACUACUCUCAGUGCUGCGAUGAACUCCCUGUGCAGCUAACCCUGCCACGAGCAAUGAGGGAAGCGAAGAAUCGGCAGCAGCUCUCUUCGUUGGCUUUGCUCGGGCAAGAGUUCUGGAGGUACCCCAUGGCGAAUCCACGCCCCCCGGAUCGCGUCCGCAACGGUCCGGAGGUGCCGACGCUCCAGAACAGGUCCGUGGUGGAAGGCCAGCAGUCUCCCCCGAGCAGCGGAAGCAGCCUCAGCAGUCUGGGCAGCGGCAACAACAACCAGCACAGCAGCAGUGGCACCAACACGGGGAAGAGGACUCCGACCUCCGAGCCGGGCGCGGACGCGAUUGUGCUGAACCUCUCCCCGCUCUACCCGCCGGAGCCCUCGCAGCCUCCUAGUCUCAUGAGCACCUUCAAGGGCAGCGAUACCCUGGGGGGUAGCCCGUCGCCUGCGACCGUCAGCUCCGCGACCAUGGUCGUGACGAGCAGCUCCGUCGUGACCAGCGUGUGCACGACGGCCGUCUCCGCCCGAGCCCCCAGGCCCACGCCCCCCAACACGCUGAACCUCAUCUGCUCCGCAUCGUCCCUCGCCAGCUCUGUCACUUCAGAUUUGAAGUCGCCGAGCAGCGGCACGCAGUCACAGUUGACUUCUCCUCCGUCGUCGAGCCAGGACGGCUCCCGGGCGGGCCCCCUGGUUGUGUCGUCGGCGGGCAAGACCCCGCCCCCUCCGCCCCCCCGGUGGGCCAAGCCCACCUCCCUGUCGACGGUGGGCGGCCAGAACUUCACCGUCACGACCACGGUGACGUUCAGCGUGAACAACACCACGCCGCCGCCCCACGUCGAGGUCUCCUGCAUCCAGGUGGCUCCCAAGAGGCCUCUGAUAGAGGAUGGCCAGCAGACCAUGUCCUCGGUCGGUAGCACCUUGGACCAGCGGAGUGCACGACUGCAACAGGUGGUCUCCCCAUCAACGCCGUCGGAGAACGCCAAACCGAACCUCGGCAACCGCGGCAAGAAGCACCGCUCCAGCCACGGGCAGCAGUCCUCCGUCAAAGAAUCUCACCACUACCAGGAGUCGGACAUCCUCGAGUCGCCGACGGUGUACUACCGGAGCUCCGUCGCGGACAAAGUCAGCGACUACGAGGACAUCUGGGGUCCGGAGAUGCUCUCCACUUUCAAGUCCCCCACCGGCAACCAUCUGCCCCGAUCCUCGCCUUUCUCUUCCCCGGAGGACGUGAGUUUCGGCAGCGGGGGCAGGAGACCCCCGGACCUGCUGGAGCGAGUGGGCACCCCCAUGUCCAGCAGCUGCCUGUCCUUGAACUCCUCCGGCAACCCGCGGGAGCAGCAGAGGAACAGGCUGGGACUGGUCAUCAACACGUCCGUGUGCAACUCCAGCACCAACUCCCCCAUGUCCCCGCCCUCCGAGGGCAAGACCCAGCAGCCCGAGGAGGCGGCGCCAAAGCAAGGCAGUCCGUUCUACGCAGAGCCCGCGGACGCCCUCAAGCAGUCCCUGUGCAUCCCCAGGAGGAGGCCCAGGACCAUGCAGCAGGCCUUCCCCCACCAGCCGCGCAACCACAGGCACUCGGACCCGGCUUCCUUCCAGCAAUGGCCCGUCACCGCCUCGUACCACGCCGGCUGUGUUCUGGAGAGGAUCGACUCCACGGAGGAGCUGCCUCUGUCCUCCUCCGUGGAUAACCUCGCCCUCAUCAAGAACUCGAGGAAUAUUGCGAAGGUGCAGCAGGGAGCGAACAGGCCGAGAGGGAAGCCGGUGCAGCCGCCUCGAGUCAAACCCAACCACGUGGGAGGGAAGUCGUUCAGCGAUACUUCCUGGGCUGUUGAUUCCAGCUGGGAGUUCAUAGGCAACGAAGACGAGGGAGCGGACGACGACGGCCUCGCCGUGGAGGGAGGGGAGGAGCGCGAGCACCGCUUCCCGUCCUUGGAGCAGCAGGAGACCUCGCUGGAGGAGGGAGAGGAGAACGGCGUUGGGUCGCACGGGCUCACUGUGCAGGAGCUCAUUGCUCAGAGGUUUCCCGACCUGUGCCUGUCGCCCGACGCAUCGUUCUCUGUGACGAGUCCCGGUGGCGUGACGUCCCACCUGGACGGGUCCUUCGCGACGUGUUCGCGCAUGUCGUCGUACGACAACGUGGAGGGCCGUCACGCACAGGACCAGGGGGGCCGCUCGCGCCUCUGCGGCUCCCACGCCAGCGACGACGACGCGCAGACCGUGUUCUCGGAGCCGUGGGACAGCUCGCGCUGGGAGACCCUGCUCCGCGGGGACGACACCUCGGGCUCCUCCGUGGUGCGCGUGUCGGGUGCGCGGCCUGUGCUGGGGCCGGAGGAGGACGACACCGUGUGCGAGAGCUCGCCCCGCACUCAGGGACGCUCGAGUGGUGCCGGCACUCACGUCACGAGGAACAAGAGCUUCAAGGAGAGACUGGACCCCCUGCUGUCUCCGCCACGGCUGCAGGCUCUACGCAGCCGGGAGCUGAGUGGCACGGGGGCCUCCAUACGGGUGUACGCGCUCCACCUGUUCGCGGACAAGAGCACGACGUUCGCGCAGAACAUCGAGAACUUCAUAGCGUGCACGUGCGAGUCGAAGGAGACCAACCCGCAGGUGGUGAUGCGCAACAUGCGUCAGUUCAUGUCCGGGAUGAAGAACUACCUGGUGAAGCACGGCGAGCGGGAGUUCGAAAAGGAGGUGGAGAAGGAGAGAGUGAAGCUGAAAGCCACGGAGUUCCUGAACUUGGACUCGAUCCUGGAAGGCGUGAUGCACAAGCUGGUGGUGAGGCCCUUGAAGGAGCACCUGUACAGGCUGUUCGUCGACGAGUACACCCGCUCGGGCGCCAUCCACCUGCUGGCCGACAACAUCCGGUACGCCCGGACGAGAUCCCCGCAGGACCUGGGCAUUCGGCCGCUCAUCAUCCCGCCGUCGGGGAACGCCCUCAACAACAUCAUACACAUCCUCAACAGGCUACAAGAAGUCGACUCGCCCCUGGAGAAACUGGAGCACCUCUUGUCCUGCAUAUCGGCCAUCUUCAAUUCGGUGAACGUGUGCAACCAAGGGCGGGGCUGCGUCACGCUCGGGGCGGACGACUUCCUGCCGCUGUUCGUGUGGGUGCUGGUGCAGAGCGGCAUGGUGGCCGCCGAGAUAGAGGCGGAGUACAUGUGGGGGCUGCUGCAGUCGUCGCUGCUGUCCGGGGAGGGCGGCUACUACCUCACCACCCUGUCCGGCGCCGUGCACGUCCUCAAGAACUUCCGCGCCUGCUCCGAGGAGCAGCACGGCGCCCUCGGCCCCGACUGUCGCGUUGGGUCGUUGGCAGACUUCCGCUCUGUGCUGAAGAUAGUUGUGCCGGAUGAAGUCCAUGGGUCGAUCAUCACCAAAACUCUGCCUGUUCGACCAAACAUGACAACUCGUGAUGUUUGCAAGAUUAUUGCCCACAAAGUACGCAUUACAAAUCCACAAGACUAUGGGCUGUUCAAGCUUGUGGACGGAGAAGAAACACUCCUGAACGACAGCGAGUGCCCACAAGACGUGAAAGGCGUGGUCGCAGAAGGGGGCAAGCACUGCAUGUUCGCCUACAAGAGGAUAGAUGCGAAAAUCGCAUGGCCUACAACGUCCUCGUGUUGAGUGCUUGCACUUACAGGAAUCAAUGAAAUUUGCUCAAGGUGCAAGGAUUAAAGAAGCCACUUAACUCUGCAAUAGGGUAUUUUUUUACAUCCAGUGAACACUAUUUGAGGUUUCUUGCCAAGAAAUAUUUCAGCUUCUGGAGGAGUAAAUCCUCAUUUCUAAAAAAACAUUUCGCUGAUAGAAAUGUUCUGCAAUAUCAUUAUAAUAUAACCCACAAACACUGUGGAAAUAAUAAUUUGAAUGCAAACAAAGGAGCGCUAUUUUCUUCUGCUCUGUUUAAUAGCAUAGCAGCCAUAAAUUAUUUUUAUUUCAACACUUUCAAAAACUAUAUAUAUUCUUGCAUUGCCAAAAUGUAGCUUUUGUACGUACUUCCUAAGAUAUUUUACUUACUUUAAAUCACAUUUAUUACACACCACAAUAGUUUACUUUAUGUUAAUUGCUUGCACAUAUACUUAGACAGUGUUACUGAUAUUUCAAUUUAAUAAUUCUCAUUUCAUUGCUUUUCCAGUUUCAUGACAAAAAAAUUACUCUUUCAAAAUUAAAUAUUUAUCUCUAAUUUAAGCAUGUAUAAAAGCAAGUUUACAUAUUUUGCCAUUUAUUCUUGGACAGUUUUAGUUGUAUUGUAUGAAUAUUAUUUAUUAGUUACAUUAUGAUUCUGUUAAUUUUUGUGCUGCAUACUAAGAAUUAAAACAUUAAUGUUUAUUCAGUGACAACGUUUACAUUUGAACAACCAGAAUGUACAUACUAAUAAUUAUCUCGUUUGUUCAUUUUUAACCAGAUGACAUUUGUUGUGAUCGUCAAGUUUUUUGUGAAUGUAUUUUUUUAAGGUCCUGUGAUUUUAUUUAUACUUUUAUGGAAAAUAGCUAUGUGAAUGUUUUUAUGGAGCAAUAAAUAUAUUAAACAUUUGAUACUCCGUAUGCCAGUAACUCAUUUAAUGUUAUGUACUAUGAAGUUAAUAGAAAUAUAAUCAAGGGCUUGAUCAGGGAGGGUAGCUACCCCCUAUUCAAAAUGGAAAAAAAGAUUCAACAAAUUUCUGGAAAAUUUAUUAACAGUUGAUUUUUUGUUUUUCAACACAAAGAAACUAUUACCAAAUACACUACAUCAUAAGUGAAAAGUCACAACCUCUAAAAAGAGAUUGAAUUCCUUAAGAUGCCACCCCUUCCGUAUUGAUAAUAUAUUUCUCGUUCUUUUACUGAAUUAGAUAGAUACUAUUGAUGAAUAAUAUGUGGGUUAUUUUACAAUUGAAUGUUUUGUCAUUGAUCCCUUUAUAAAAAAAAUUGUUAAUGAGACAUUGUAACAAAAAAUAAUUUAGAUUAUUUAUUUAAUUAAAUUUAUGUACCAAAAAAUAAAUUUACCUUUAAAAGUUGGCAUCUUUGCUAAAUCUAUUAGCUCACUAUGAUGUAUGAUGUUUUAUAUACUAGUAUAUAAAACUAAUAAUAUUGUAUGUAGAAAUAUUAAUAUAUUUCACAUAAGAAUUUAUAAAUUUUAAUUUAGACUAUUUACAACAAAUCAUACAUAAAAUUGAAGGUAAACUAACCUAGUUUUUCUUUCAAAUGUCCCAUAUGUGCACCUUUAGUUAUACGGCACACAUCCAACCUAAAGUCCCUUCAGAGUUGCAGGGCUCAGAAAAACACUAAAUAAUUAGAUGCGAGGUUGUGGAAUACAUAGUUCAGCGUCACUAAUGGUUCAGAAACCACACUGGGCUAAUAACUCUAACUUUAAUAACUUUGGUUCAGAAGUCUGGAGUAAUGGAAGCAAUAAAUAGCCUCUUCAAUUCUGUGUCUCAACUCUGAAAAAUAAUUAGGUAGCGGCGGAACGUAGACAACUUUUAUAAAGCCCCAAAGAAUUUGCAUGGUGUUAUGUCAAGUGAACAUGGAGGCCAGCGAAAAAGAGCUCUGUCGUCUCGAAUUGCCUAUACCAUCGUGCAAUGUUUUUGCCACUUGGGGGAUCACAAUUAAACUUAAAACAAAACACAUUCUGAACUGGAAUUACUGAUUCACUCUUAGCAAAUUGCAGAACUCAAAACGCUUUACCCUCAUCAUUUAUGUGGCGCUGCGAAUUAACGAUCUACAAUGCUUACAGUUGAUAUUAUUAAAAUUUUUAACUUGGGCAUUAUUUUAUGGACAUACUGUAUUUUUCUUUCCUGUGGUUGACAACCAAUGUGCCAGCUGAUCAACCCUACAUCUUUACUACAGUGCAAGGUUUUUAAUCCGGCUUUCUAUGGCUCAGCACAUUCCGUAAUCCAGCAUCAAUUAAGUUCAAAUUAUUUUGUGUGAAUUCCAGCUACCGGCAUUUUUAGUUCGCUCAGAGAUUAUGGUUCUGGUCGGUUUUCAGUUCAUUACAGCAUUUCCCAUUUUAUAGCAGUUACAUUUCAUGGGUGAAUUUCUUUAGUAUUCCUGUUAAAACUACAUCAACAUUCCAUAAUCCAGCAAAAUCUUCAAUCAAAAAUGGUUGUGGUCAUGAACUUACCAGAUAAAAGACCUUUAAAUAUACUUUAUUAUCACUGCCAAAUUUUAUAUUAUAUGUUUUUUUUUAUCACUGCAAUAUUUAAGUGCUUAGUCCAUGCGUAAUCUAUCCUAACAAUUAAAUUUAACUGCAUUUGUCAGCAUAUGAUUUACCAAAGAUAAGGUAUUUAAAACCCAUGUUUUAAUUUCAGGUAAUUGUUUUGCACACAGCUCUAUCAUUUUUGCAAAAUUCUUGCAUACUAUUUGUACAAGUUUUUAAAUAUAAUUGUACUAGUUAAAGUUUAUAAUCGUGAGACCUACCUAUGACUUCUUUAUAUUUUUCAUUGUACUUUGAUAUAAAGUAAUUAGUUUUAUAAUUUUUCAAAAUGGUUGUUUUCAAACAAGUAUUACCAUUUAUUUCACACAGUGAAGCUAUUAAAACCAGGAUUAUUAUAACCAUGUUUACGUCAUUUAUAUGUAAAGCUACACGUCUAACACAUCACAGGAUUGAUACAUAUUAGAACUUUUAUAUCUUUUUAAAAGCCAAAUAUUGCCAUAUUUCUGCUUCUCAAUCUUUAAAUUCUGUCUUUUAAGUAUCUUAAGGAAAAAUUUACACUGUGUCUCAAACUCAGUUUCUUCAGGACACCAUUUAAUAAAAUGUAUGAUUACGGAAGGGGCCUUAUAAGGCAUAUUUGUACAAAAUUUCUACCAAAAAUCAUUUUUUGGUAGAAGUUUUUUUUGUUAGAGUAUGUCUUAAGUGGUGAUCAGUAUUUGGCUUUCAGCUUUUUAAAAUGAACUUAGAUUUUCACUUUGGACUGUACUGUAGAGUACACAUUUCUGUACAUUUUUAUACUAAUAUGCUAGUCAACAGUAAUAAUUUUAAUUAAUAUUGCUGCUUUUUAUUACUGUAAUUUUAACUUUUUAGUUCUUGUGGUAUAAGUAUUGUGAAGAUUGAAAUCUCUGUAAUAUUUUGUUAAGUUACAUAAUUUAUAUUUUGCUUUAUUCUUUGUUGGUAUCUCCACAUCACUUAUGAUAAGCUAUGUAAAAUAUAUUGUGUAUGUUUUCUGUCUUUUGUAAUUAAAAUGAAUUUUUUUCUAAA